CACGACCUACACAGCGCAACUGUUAGUAUUCAAGUCCAAAGCGGAGUGCACGCGCAUUUAUCGGAAAAUAAACGUUCGAAAAUCGAACGACAAUUUGAUUUGCUGAUUUUAUUUUAUUAAUCGGACUGUUUUGGACAAUUGCGUAUCUGUAUGGUUAAAAGUGACUCUUUGUUUUCGUGACAAUUCAAUUAUAACAAUGUGUGAACUAUUAUCCCAGUGAAGACAUUGAUACUUAUCUGUUUUAUUUUUGUUUGUAUUCUAAUACUUGUAAAUAAUACAAAAUGGCGGCAGAUUUCUCUUUUGCCAACUCGUCUGUGGAUAUUGGUCUGUCAGACGUGCUGGGCGAACAGCUGAAGGCUGUUGCGAGAAUGUUCUACAUUCAUUCACCACAAGAAACCAUGUAUGAAAGGAAGGAAGAUGUCCCCAACUUCUUUAGACAAUCGUAUCCAUACUUCCUCAUCUUCAUGAUAUUGGAGCACAUAGUCCUAAGGUUGGAAGGCAAGAAGGGCAUCAGACUGAACGACGGUAUUACUAGCAUAUCACAUGGACUUCUGCAGGAGUGUGGAAGGUUAAUAUGGCGAGGUGCAGAAUCCUACCUAUACACAUGGGUUUACGUAAACUAUAGAUUAGUAGAACUUCCCUGGGACCACACGCUCACGUGGUACGCAGCGGCGCUAGGAGUCGACUUCUGUUAUUACUGGAUGCACAGAGCUUGUCAUGAGGUCCACAUUCUCUGGGCACAGCAUCAAGUGCACCACACGUCAGAAGACUUCAACAUGGGAGUCGGGAUCAGACAGUCUGUUCUGCAAGGCUGGUGUGGUUUUAUCUUCUACCUGCCUCUCGCGCUGGCCAUCCCCCCGGCCCAGUUCGUGAUGCACCACCAGUUCAGCUACCUGUACAUGUUCUGGAUCCACACUGAGGCGAUCAAGAGUCUGGGUCCUCUGGAGUACAUACUGAACACGCCCAGUCAUCACAGAGUGCACCAUGGCAGCAACAAAUACUGCUUAGACGUAAACUACGGUGGUGUGCUCAUCAUCUGGGACAGACUGUUUGGCACCUUCAGACCGGAGACUGAUAAGGUGGAGAUCGUUUACGGCCUCAUAUACAACCAACCGUCGUUCAACCCACUGUACCUACAGGCAUUCUACACGGGAUAUGUAGUAGAAAAGUUUAGGAGCUUCGAGUCGGCUGGUGACAAAUUCAGGGCCAUAUUUUGGGGUCCAAGCUGGGAACCAGGGACCCCGCGGUUGGGCGACGAAGCGCUCAAAGUAGAUGUGCAACAACGUGAGAAGUACGACGUCCAUCUACCUGCUUUGUGCAAUCUGUAUUUAGUGUUGCAUUACUCUGUAGUGUUGUAUGGUUUCUUCGAGCUAGCGGCUAGAUAUAUGGGUAUGACUCCAAUCUCGGUGCUUCUGUUCGUGUUCUACACAAUAGCAUCGCUUACAAUAAUAGGCAUGCUUUUUGACAACUCGAAAUACGCUGCCUUACUCGAAGUGAUCCGUUGCUCGGCGUUAGCGUUCGUGGCUAGGAGCGUGUCAGCCACUAACCCAGCCUGGGGUACUGGGUUACAGGUCUUCUAUGUGGUGUCUGCUAUGUUCUGGGGCUUAAACAUGGUGAAGUUGUUUGAAAUUAAGAGGGCGAAGAUUGAAUAAUUAAAUAAAACUUGUUAUGUUAUUUAGUAUCUGCCAUCAAGAGGGAUCUUGACAACUCCGUACAAUUAUAUGAUAGAUUUUUGACUAUGUAAUUUAACUUUAAAUUGCCUUAACUUUAUAUUAUGAUAAAUCGAUCUAUUCGAUAUGUAACAUCAUAAUAAUUAUUUGUUACACAAAUUAAAAAACCGUCGACUUUCAAUAUUCAUUUCACUACAACUUUUGAACGUCUGAUUUUUAUGAAACAUGGCUAAGAACACUCGGGAUAAAAUUAUCUAUGACACAAAAAAGCUAAACAAAAAUCGGUUCAUCCGCUUGGGAGCUAUGAUCCACAGACAGAUACACAGACAGAUACUUUAAACUUAUAACACCCCUCUUUUUGCGUCAGGGGUUGAAAAUAAUAAAUAAUAAUAAGAAAUAGAAAAACAAUUGUCAAUAUAAUUAUGUUUAUAAUUCGUGUAGUUGUUAUAAGAUUAUGGCCAGUAAAAACGAAAGGGUCAGGUAAUACUUGAACGUAAGUUUAAAUUAUAUCGACUGAAUAUGCAAUAAUUUAGAUAAAUCGAUACCUAAUAUAAUUGAUUUAAGACUUAAUUGUGUGUGAUUAACUAAAAUAAGCUGAUUCUGCAAAAGUAAAA
This is a messenger RNA of Plodia interpunctella (Indianmeal moth), 2284 nucleotides long. Its product is annotated as alkylglycerol monooxygenase-like. Gene Ontology annotation, biological process: lipid biosynthetic process. NCBI's taxonomy places the organism in Eukaryota, Metazoa, Arthropoda, Insecta, Lepidoptera, Pyralidae. The record is from RefSeq and is a predicted model, not a curated record. Gene Ontology annotation, cellular component: endoplasmic reticulum. The transcript has 10 exons. The coding region runs from base 282 to 1652 and encodes 456 amino acids. Gene Ontology annotation, molecular function: glyceryl-ether monooxygenase activity; iron ion binding.